Periconia digitata is the source of this 1765-nucleotide messenger RNA. The record is from the annotation of a GenBank genome assembly. Lineage: Eukaryota; Fungi; Ascomycota; Dothideomycetes; Pleosporales; Periconiaceae.
CUAAACCGCAUCUCAUUACUUAUCAUAACCAAACACAUUAUGGUGGACUAUGGUACUUUUGGGUCAGGAUCAAAUCCCUCCAUCCCUGAACAGGCCUCGGCAGAUCAAACUUCAGUAUACAGCGACGAUGGUGUCCGCCCUUCGAGUGCUGUUACCACAUCAGAGAAUGCCGCCCCCAACAUAUUACAGGCUCCACCUCUGGUAGCCAUCAUGUCCCAGACAUGUCGUUCAAAAACUGAGGCUCGCAUACUCAGGAAGAUCGAUACCAGACUGCUGCCCAUGAUCAUCCUCAUGUACAUUAUGAACUAUCUUGAUCGAAAUAAUAUCGCUGCCGUGCGGUUCGCUGGACUGCAAGAGGAGCUGAGUUUGUCGAGUAGGGAAUAUCAGACCAUUGUCUCCGUCCUUUUCAUCGGAUAUCUCCUCAUGCAAGUCCCAUCCAACCUUUUUCUCCAAAAAAGCGGAAGACCUGCCAUUUACCUCCCAACCUGCAUGGUAAUCUGGGGCGUCAUCUCUGCCUUGACAGGAACAUGCCGCAAUUUCGGUGGUCUCGUGACCUGUCGAUUCCUUUUAGGAUUUGUCGAAGCAGCCUACUUCCCCGGGUGUCUCUUCUACCUUUCGUCAUGGUACACGCGGAAGGAACUCGGCUUCAGGACGGCCGUCUUAUAUUCAGGCUCCCUCCUCUCGGGCGCCUUCGGAGGGCUUGUAACGGCUGGGAUAACAGGAAACAUGGACUAUUCCCACGGGCUACGAGCGUGGAGAUGGGUCUUCCUCAUCGAGGGCGCCAUCACCAUCGCCAUCGCUCUCAUCGCAUUCUCCAUCCUCCCGAAUCUCCCCCACACAACAACAUCUACAUCCACAUCCUGGCUGACCGAAGAAGAGCGCCAACUGGCCAUCUACCGCCUCCAAGAAGACAUCGCCUCGUCCUCUCCUUCCUCAACCAUAUCAUCCAUAUCCCCUAGUAAACCCACCCCGUUCUUCAAGGGCUUUACAAUCGCUCUCUCCGACCAAAAGACCCACCUCCUAACUCUCCUCCUAACAGCCCAAGUCUCAACCGCUUCGAUAACCCUCUUCUUCCCCACAAUCGUCGCAACCCUCUCCCUCCCCCCAAUCCAAACCCUCCUCCUGACCUCACCCCCCUACCUCCUCGCAGUCCUCUCAACCCUCCUAACAGCCCGCCACGCAGACCGCACCGGCUCCCGCGUCCUCCCCAUCACCUUACCCCUCCUCCUCGCCACGUUCUCCUUCAUCCUCGCGGGCUCUACAACCGCGCUCGUCCCGAGGUACAUUGCCAUGUGUGUAAUGGUGCCUGGUGUGUACUCUGGCUACCCUGUAGCACUAGCAUGGAUCUCGAACUGUAUCCCACAUCCGCCGGAGAAGAGGGCUGCGGCGUUGGCGUGGGUGAAUGCGGUCGCGAACGCAAGCUCCGUGUUUGCCAGUUUCUUGUAUGAGCAGCCGCCGGAAGGUGGACAGCCCGAUUUGACGCGUCCGUUGGCUGUGGAUUGUGCCACGGCUUUGGUGGCUGUUGCUGCGGCUUUUGCGGUUAGGCGGGUGUUGAGGAGGGAGGGAAGACGUGUUGUUGAGGGGUGAGUGGGGUGUUUCGAUAGAUGCGUGUGUGUGAGCGUUAUCAUAUUUCCUCUGAGUUUGGUAUGUAUUCGGAUAAGCUGAGGGUGCGUACGAUAUGAUACAGGUCUUGUGUGUGCUAUGUAAACUUUUCAUCCUUUCGCCAUGGAAUGGGGCUUUUUGACCUGCGAUUUCACCAACCGUC